CUACCAUGAGCGUUGUACGACGACUCUUCUCACGACGUACUCUAGCUUAUGUUGGCGCUACGACGCUCGGAGUUGCAGGUGGGGGAUACUACUACCUCAACUCGGGCCCACCCUACCCCGCCUCUGUGCUGGAGACGCGUCGACCACCCCCACCAUGGACACCACCGUCUCGGCAGGCCAUGCUGGAUGCUCUCGAGAACAGCGGAAAAACUCAUCCUGACUCGGAGCAGUUCGAUCUCUUAAUCGUCGGAGGUGGGGCUACUGGGGCUGGUGUUGCGGUUGACGCGGCAAGUCGGGGCCUUAGAGUUGCCUUGGUGGAAAGAAGUGAUUUCAGCUCUGGUACAUCUUCCAAAUCGACUAAGUUGGUCCACGGUGGUGUUCGCUACCUCCAAAAAGCUGUGAUGGAGCUCGACUACGAGCAAUACAAACUAGUGCGUGAAGCGCUCCACGAACGCAAGAUAUUCCUCCAGACCGCGCCCUACCUGUCGCACAUGCUUCCCAUCAUGUUACCCAUCUACAAGUAUUGGCAGGAAAACAUGGAGAGUUCCUAUUUGAUGUCCAAGGGGAAGGCUCUCGAGAUAUUCCCUAUGCUGAAAAGGGACGGUUUGGUCGGCGCCGUCGUAUAUUACGAUGGCCAGCACAACGAUGCACGCAUGAAUGUAGCAUUGAUCAUGACUGCCGUCAAACUUGGUGCAACGGUCGUUAAUUAUUGUGGCGUUACCGAUCUCCAUAAGAACGCAGAUGGCAAACUCAUAGGUGCCAAAGUUCGGGAUCAACUCACGGGCCGCGAGUUCGAUGUUCGUGCCAAGGGGAUCAUCAACGCAACCGGGCCGUAUGCAGACACCCUUCUCAAGCUCAACUCCCCCGAUCACAAAUCCAUCGUUCGUCCCUCUUCCGGUAUCCACAUCACUCUCCCCGCCUACUACGCACCAUCUCGAAUGGGUUUGUUGGAUCCUGCAACUUCUGAUGGUCGCGUCAUUUUCUUCCUGCCAUGGGAGGGCGGUGUUGUUGCUGGUACAACUGAUACUCCCACCAAGGUGAAUGCGGAAAAUGAAGAGGUUACUGCUAACGAAGACGAGGUGAACUGGGUGUUGGAUGAGGUGCGGAGGUAUCUAUCCCGCGAUAUCCGUGUGCGGCGUGGGGACGUUUUGAGCGCGUGGGCGGGCCUGCGACCGCUGAUAGCUGCUAGGAGUGAAGGUGGUACGGAGGGCCUGGUCAGGAAUCAUUUAGUGAGCGUCGAGGAGUCGGGUCUUGUGACGAUAGCCGGGGGGAAGUGGACGACGUACCGCGCGAUGGCGGAAGAGACAGUCAAUACAGCUGUGGAGGUAUUUGGAUUGCAGGAUAAGGUGAAUGGACCAUGCCGUACGGAGGAACUGAGGCUUGUCGGUAGCGACGGAUGGAGCCCGACCAUGUUCAUUGGACUUAUCCAGCGGUUUGGCUUGGACACAGAUGUCGCGACCCAAUUGUCGGAUAACUAUGGUGACCGGGCAUGGACUGUGUGUGCGCUUGCCCAGCCAACGGGUGAGCAAUGGCCGCUGCAUGGGGUUCGUCUUAGUCCCAACUAUUCCUAUCUGGAGGCAGAGAUACUGUAUGCAACACGACAUGAAUACGCAUGCACGGCAGUCGACGUCCUCGCCCGACGCACUCGUCUCGCAUUUGUCAAUGCCCAAGCUGCACUUUCUGCCCUCCCGCGCGUCAUCGAGAUCAUGAGCGAGGAGCUUGGAUGGGAUCGCGCGCGUCAACGGCAAGAGUUCGAACGUAGUGUCAAGUUCUUACAAAGCAUGGGCCUUCCGCCAACCAUCGCAAACAACAAUGGCAACGGCACCGCGAGUUGGGCUGGAUGGGUAAAGAAUGGGUUCUGGUGUAUUGUCGGAAUGCAUCCACCGGUUAUUCCGACUAUCCAGGCAGUCAAGGGUAUUCCGCAUUCGUAUAGCCGUGCCAAGUUCGAACCCGGCGAAAUUGAAUCCUUGAGGGAUGUUUUUGACCGAUAUGCAGUGCCAUCUGCUGAGGAUGCUGGACCGCAGCAGGAGGGAUCCUUAGCAGGCGACGACAAACGGUUGAAAAAGGACCGGAUUAAGGAUGUACUGAGGGAAUAUGCGAAGGAAUGGUCGGGGUCGGGAUAUGAUAGAUUCAGAGAUGCGGACUAUAGGUAUGUCCUUGCAGAAACGGGACUUCAGGACCGCGAAGACGUUGACUUUGAUGAGUUCGUCGAGGUUUGCGAAAAUCUAAAGGACGUUUCCCUCGUCCCUGUGGCUGCUAGAAAGGUCAAGGUCGAGCGCAGAGGAAUCCCAGUAGAGAAGAGUGGCGGUGGUGUUUAG
Molecule: messenger RNA, 2318 nt
Organism: Pisolithus orientalis
Lineage: Eukaryota; Fungi; Basidiomycota; Agaricomycetes; Boletales; Pisolithaceae
Product: FAD dependent oxidoreductase-domain-containing protein
Exons: 9
Coding region: 6-2318 (770 amino acids)
Biological process (GO): glycerol-3-phosphate metabolic process
Cellular component (GO): glycerol-3-phosphate dehydrogenase (FAD) complex; mitochondrion
Molecular function (GO): glycerol-3-phosphate dehydrogenase (quinone) activity
Source: RefSeq, a predicted model, not a curated record